This is a messenger RNA of Ahaetulla prasina, 9160 nucleotides long. It is a transcript of the gene POLL, whose product is annotated as DNA polymerase lambda. The record is from RefSeq and is a predicted model, not a curated record. The transcript has 9 exons. Lineage: Eukaryota; Metazoa; Chordata; Lepidosauria; Squamata; Colubridae. The coding region runs from base 1568 to 3259 and encodes 563 amino acids. Gene Ontology annotation, biological process: double-strand break repair via nonhomologous end joining. Gene Ontology annotation, cellular component: nucleus. Gene Ontology annotation, molecular function: DNA-directed DNA polymerase activity; DNA binding.
AGAAAAAAAAUGAGAUAUUUAUUUUUUUCAGGAAAAAAGCCCCAAAUAGGAUAUUAAGAAAUUAGCAGCUGAUUGCUAUAUAACAAAUUAAAUCAAAUACUUUUGAAUUCAAUUUAUUUUUAAUUAUGUCUCUUUCCUUUUGCAGAAACAGAAUACAGGGGGGUUCUUGGCUUGUGAUCACUCAUUUAGUGACCAUUCAAACCUGCAAUAGCAUCGAGCAAGGGGGACUUACAUGUCCUCAGAGUUUCAGCUGUUUGUAGCAUCCUCACAUUCACAUUCACAUGAUAUGGGUAUUCAGUACCCAGCUCAUGAUUCCAAUACUGCACUGAGCUACAGUCACAUGAUCAUACUUUCCAACGCUCCCUAUUGGUUUUCCACAAGCAAAAUCAAUGAAGAAAUUGGUAGGAAGUCGGAAAUUGUGGUCACAUGUGAUCCUUGCUUAACUUCCUACACGGUCCUCACUUAUCAACAACAAUGUGAACUGCUAGGACUCUCAUUGAUAAGCAAUGCUAUCCCAUGAUGUCACAUUUUAUCACCAUGUCACUUAGUGGCAGCAGUUCUCGUCCAAUUGCUGUUGUAACCCAAGGACUACUUGUAGACUUUUUUUACAUAUUAAUAACAUGAACAUGUGUUAAAAGAGCAUUUAAAACUGCUGGCUUUGAGUUUCAGAUUAUGCUAUUUACUAGGUUUAUCCUGAUGGUUGUGUAGCAUUUCAGAUCCAAAAGCAAAAGAUUGUUUCAGAACACAUAGCAUCAAUCACACUCCCUCAGUCCAACCCACCUCACAGAGUUGUUAUAAUGGAAAAAGGAGGAGGAGGAAGGACUAUUACGUAAUAUGUUUGCCAACUUGAGUUAUUUAUUUAAAAAAUAACAAAGGUGGGAUAAAAAUAAAUAAACCAGCAUGCAACUUGUUAAAUCACAUGAAUAUUUUCCGUGGGAUUCUUCCAUUGUUAAAUAGGGCAAUUGCACUAUUCUGGGAAAAGACAGUUGUUCAGGCACUGUAGAUUGAUGUUAUACAAGCACACCAAUGCAUUCCAAAACACUUUUUUUCUUCAAAUCUGAAACAUUGCAUAGCUUUCGUCACAUAGGCCCAGAGAGCUGAAUCAUCUGGGAAGUGAGGCUAAUUGAUCUGGGUUUCAGUGCUAUAAAUUCACAUUGAUAUUUUACAGUUCAAUUCAUGCUCAAGGAACUGGUUUUGGAAAUGAUACUGCACAGUGUGAAAAACAGUUUAAAAGCAAACAACUUGAUUAGUCUAACUUGUCCAAAACAAGGAGCAUUUGGAAUUUCCCGUCCAACUCCUCCUGGAUAACAACAAACCUGUUAUUAGUUAUAUUACAGGAAACCCUAAUUUAACUACCCUGAGUAGACUGGCAACUCCAUCGUUAAGCAACUUGGUCAUUAAGUGAAAACAUGACUGCUCAGCUUCGCUAUGGCAGUUAUGGCAAUCUCAGUUGCUUUUGUUCAAUGAAUCGCAUGCGGUCAUUAGAAGAGGACCCACCCAUAUCCAAGCACUUCUUGGAAGAAGCAAAUCUGCAUUCUCCUGUUAGGGAAGGAGAUACCUGUAGUUCAUGGAACCUCAAGGAAUUGUCAAAGCUUUUCGCAAACGAAAGAAGUUGAGAGAUGAGGUACACUCUACACCUUUAAAGAUUUGGAAAGAAGAAACCAAGAAUCAGCAAGGGUGGUUGGAGCCAAUCACAGCUUAUGUGUUGCAAGCAGGAAUUGGCCAGGCCAGGGCUGAGAUCUUCUGUAAGCAGAUCAUCCACAAUGGAGGACACAUCUGCAGCCAGUUCUCCCCAGAUGUGACACAUGUAAUAGUAGAUGAAGACAUGGAUUUUGAUCGGGCUUUUCGGCUCCUCAAACUCAAAAAGUUACCUCAGGGAUUGCAACUAGUUAAGGCAUCAUGGCUGAGUUCUUGUAUUACAGCACAGCAGAUCUUGGACACUACGGACUAUAGACUCAUCGUCCCAGAGAAAUAUCUGGAUAGGACCAGCUUUUCAGUGGAAUACCCACCAUUACUGAACGAAGAUAAGGUUCACCCCAAAGCAGAGAACACAGUUAUGGAACUGAAAAAAGAAUCAAACACUGAGAUCAGGUCUUUCUGUGAUACUGUACAGAGGACGUUAGAUGAUGAAGAAAUUGAAGAGGACAAAGCUGUUGUCACUCUGGAAGAACUGAAAGCGCUGAAGUCAGGCCAAGACCUGAACAUUUUGUCAGAAGGCUCGUCGGCAUGCCGUUCCCCUGGCAAGUGGGUUUGUGCUCAAUCUUCUGAAAGCAAGAAAAUUAAUCAUAAUCAGUGCAUUACAGAGAAGCUGGAAGUGCUGGCUAAAGCCUACUCUGUCCAAGGAGACAAGUGGAGGGGUCUAGGUUACACGAAAGCUAUUAAUGCACUCAAGAGUUAUCAUAAGCCUGUCACAUCUUAUCAGGAAGCCUGUAAGAUUCCCGGAAUUGGAAAACAGAUGGCAGAAAAGAUCGUAGAAAUCCUGGAGAGUGGGCACCUUCGAAAACUAGACCACAUCAGUGACAAUGUCUCAGUGCUAGAACUAUUUUCCAAUAUAUGGGGAGCAGGAGUAAAGACUAGCCAGAUGUGGUACCAGCAGGGUUUUCGCACUCUGGAUGACAUCCGCACUAGGGCCUCUCUCACCAGCCAGCAAGUUAUCGGCCUUAAGUAUUAUGAGGACUUCUUGGAACGCAUGCCACGGCAAGAAGCUGCUGAAAUUGAACAGACUGUUAGAGAAGCAGCUCAAUCUAUUAUACCUGAACUAAUGUGUAUAGCAUGUGGCUCUUUCCGGCGUGGAAAACCCACUUGUGGAGAUGUGGAUGUAUUGGUGACUCAUCCUGAUGGACACUCCCACCAAGGAGUAUUUAACAAACUGCUCAACAUUCUUCAUAAAAGUGGCUUUCUCACGGAUGACUUGGUGAAUCAGGAAGACAAUGAAAGCCAGCAGAAAUAUCUCGGAGUCUGCCGUUUGCCAGGCCGAGACAGACGCCACAGGCGCCUCGACAUCAUUGUGGUGCCCUACAGAGAGUUUGCCUGUGCUUUGUUGUACUUCACUGGCUCAGCCCACUUCAAUCGUUCCAUGCGAGCCCUGGCCAAGACUAAAGACAUGAGUCUGUCAGAGCAUGCCCUCUGCAGCGGCGUAGUGCGAGGAUCAGAUGGCCUCAAAACUGGAUCUGGGAUUGUCCUGUCCACACCUACUGAGAAGGAUGUGUUUGCUCAUCUGGGGUUGCCUUACCGGGAGCCAUAUGAGAGGGACUGGUAAAGGCAAGAGAAGAGUUAGCCCCAGUUAGCUUCAGGGAGAUACGGGGACUUGCAUGAGAUUUUUAAACAUAUACUGUAUAUCCUUUGCUUGUUUUCCUUGAGGCAUAUUUGCAAAGCAACGGACUUGAUGAGCAGUUUAUUGUUUUCCCCCAUUGGCUGUGAAAAUCUCAAAAUUUUUAAAAACAUUUUAUUAGUUUUGAAAGAUAUCACUGAAAGGAAAAAACUAUGAACAAAUCAACUCAUUCAGUUAUCAAUUCCAAGAAUGAGAGACGAUGAUUGUAAAUCAUUUUUGCACAUUAAAAAAACAAUCAAUGUAUACUUAGGACAAAUAGGAAAUGUGCAAAAUUUAGCUUAAUUUUCAAGACAUGAAUUGCAGGGUUAUCCUUACAGUAUUUUGGAGAUCUAUGGGAAAGACCACUUCAGAAGACUAUAUGUUGCCUGGAGGACUUCGGGCUAAUUACACUCUCAACCUAAUCUACUUCAUAGGGCUGUUGUAAGAAAAAUAGGCAAGAGCUUAAUGUACAUCAUCUAGAAUUGUACAAAAUAAAGAUUGGGUGUAAAGCUAAAAAUUUUAAAAAUGCCCGGGCUGAAGGACAGAACUUCCUCUUUUUGUCACCAAGUUGCUUUCUUGCAGGCUGCUAAAAAAUUUGAUAAUUUUCAGAUGCUUGAAACUAGGCAGAAGGUUGCAUGAAAUUAGGCCAAGAAUCAAAUAUGGUUCUGGAGCUGCAUUUGAUCUAUGGAAAGAAAGGGUGAUUCAUUAUUUGCACUACAUAAUUCAUUUCUUAUUAAUUAACCUAUGUUCUGUUUUAAGGAAUAUAUUCAAAUAGUAAUAAUAUCAUUGAAAUAGAUUUCUGUGUUGCAGAGUACAUAUUAAUCAUAAAGAUUGAUGUGAUACCAGAUGUUGGAACUUUGAUCUCUAGAAUUUCCUUGAGGUCAAAGAUAGGAGACUAAAUUAAGUGAACAUUGCAGCAAGUUAGGUCUUGUUUGUCUGCUUAGGUAAAUUUUUAGCAUCAAGAAAAAUGGCAGAAAUUUACAGGUAGUCCUCUUUUAGCAAUCACAAUUGGGACUGCUUAACUCGGUUCUUAAGCAGUCACCAAGUAAAUGAUCUUACUUCAAAUUUCCUUUGCUUUGUUGACCUGGGAGGAUUGGUUGCAAAGUUACUUUUUCAUCACUGUCCUAACUUCAAACAUUUACUAUACAAGGCAGUCACCAAAUGUAUUUUUCUCUGAUUGUUAAAUAAGGAUAGAACUAUAUUUUAGAUUAGGUUUCCUAAAUUCUCUGACAAAUAGACUCAUUCGUUAAUUAUAGGUAUGUAAAUUAGCUGAGUGCUAGAUCCUUCUCCCAAGAAAAGUUAUCCAGACAAACAUAGAACUAUGAUUUUUUUAAAGGUAUAACUUAUAAUAUGCCUUAAAACUGCCUUCAUUCCUUUAUGGACUAGAAACUUGCCAUUUCCUUUUACUUUUCUAAUUUUUAAUGGUAUUACAGUUCUUUAAUAUUUCUUUCUUCUUUUCGAUUAGAUAGAAUGAAAACAGCUAAAUAGGUGUUAUUGUGAGUAAAGACAAUGUCAUAGUAUUUUAGCAAACUGCACUAUAGAAUCAAAAGUAUUUGUUUAUCUUGCUGAAUAUUGUCUAUUCUGAGUAACAGUAGCAAUCUAAAAUCUUGUGUGGCUGUUUUUUUCAUCAUAUGCUGGUGGAUAAAGGCUGAUGACUAUCUGAGUACAAAUAGGCUAUUUCAUUGAAUUGAGACCCCUCCCUAGUUUCCAUUUUACCUUGGACUAUUUUAGCAUAAGCUUGGACUAAUUGUCUUUUCCAGCAUUUUGCCAUUCUGUUUUUAUGAUGUCCAGCCUUUUUACUUUAAAGACUCCUAGAGAAUUUCUUUGUGUUUGAUUUAAUGUUUUGUGGUAACUUGAUAAUUUAAUGAUAAAUGCAGAAAGAGGUAGGGAUUAUUAACUAGACUAGACUAGACUAGACUAGACUAGACUAGAAUAGAAUAGAAUAGAAUAGAAUAGAAUAGAAUAGAAUAGAAUAGAAUAGAAUUUUUUAUUGGCCAAGUGUGAUUGGACACACAAGGAAUUUGUCUUGGUGCUUACGCUCUAAGCUCUCAACUAAAAGCUGCAUGUUGACUCUGAGUAAAGUGUGGAGUUUUUGAAAAAAGCAGGUGCAAAGAAGGGAAAGUUAAAGAGUGAGUGUGGAACGUUUUGGUUUGCCUGAGCUGCAUUGAGUGAAGAGAAAUUAUCUUGGGCCACAUAUACAAUAUAUAAUAUAAUAAAUGUAUAUAAAUCAUAUAAUGAUAAAAGUUUACAACCUUGCGGGGCCACUUUACUAGCUGUCUAGGCUAGGACCUCAUAUGGCCUGCAGGUUGUGGACUGGAUACACCUGACUUGACAGGUGCAUGCUUCUUGGUUUGGCAAAAAGACUGAAAGGUACUGUGCGUUACUUGUAAAAUACAUCUUCUCAAGACUAAACAAGAGACUUGGAAGAUGAAAAACAAGAGAUUUUAUGCCACAGUUGCACUAAUUCCAAUUACUAUUUCUUUGCAACUGUAUACUGUACAUGAACCAGUUGAGGACUGAUGGUACGGAUCAUAAUUGAAAAAGUAGCCUGCUUUUAAAGGGUUUGUCCUCUAGGUUGUAGUGAUACUUUUUAGGAGAUAACCUCAGUUGAAUGUGUUGGUUAUUGUGUGAAUUGAAAGACAAUACUUGACCCACUCAAAGGUAAGACUAGAUGAUCUUAUUGAAGGUAAUGAUUUUUCUCUCUCUCUCUACCACCCCUUUUCUCUUGAUCUGAGUUCAGAAGGAAUAACUCUUGUUCUACCUUUUGUACUGGUGACAGGGAGCCACAAUUCACACCCAGGUACUAACAAUAGCUCUAAAUCAUCAAAGCUUCUAAACCCCCACAGUGAAUGAUUUUUUACAAAUAACUGGAAUCAGCGGUUGGGCAACCAGGCGGUGAGUCAAAUGAAGGGUUGGGGUCUGUGGCCUGCUUAUAGCUUUCGUAGACUUCAGUGAAGCCUCAGUCCUCAAUUUUAUGAGGGGUCUCAAUUCAACUCUGAUGGCUGCAAUCCUCUUUUAUAAUGGAUUCUUGUUGGCAAGAGAUUUGACCUGAAUUCUGUGAGAAAAUUCACAGUGGUGGAUCACACAUAGUUGUCAAGUAAUUAGCCACUAGUUGCAUUUUCACUGUAUCAUCAACUUUUUCUCCUUAAGUUGUAAACUCUGCUAUAGAAUAGCCCCAUUAGUUUUAUCCUAAGAAGUAUAUGCGAGGCCUAGAUUUUAGGAAUCAGGUGUUCAGAUCUUUCACUUAACCAUGAAACCCAUUGAAUAACCACACUCUCACUCAAAACACGCAGGGUUGUUAUGUGGCUCUUCUAAUACUAUGAUAUCCUGCUUUAAUAUGUAUCAAUAAAAUUUUACAUUUUAUGUUUGACCUGUUGUGUUCCAGAAGGCUCCAUUUUAUUCCUUGUGCUGUUGAGUAUUUAUAUGAAAACCUGAGAUGUUUUCCUGAGUUUUGCAGUGAGAUACAUCAGUAAAGUCUCAACCUCACUGCUCCUUGCCAUCUCACUCCAAGGAUUCGGCCAAUUUUCUGAAUUUUUUCACUUCACUGAAUCAUAAACUGAUCAGACUAAAUUGGUCCAACUCACUGACAACACAGACAACCAGGGCUUGUGUAAACUAGGUCUUUAACUAACCUAGUGAAACAUGGCACAAAUGCAUCCAAGCACUGGUAGUGAGGAGAGAAGCAAUGGCUCCAUGGGAGAGGAAGAGAGGGGAGCAUCUUUUUGUGUCUGGCAACAAGAAGGAAAUUGUUUUACUGAUAGGCUAUUCUACCCUUGCUUUCACCCAUAAUCUUUAGAAAGAGAAAUCCUUUUGACACUUAAUUUCCAUAAGCAUUUUGUUGGUACAGGUUGUAUUUCAGUCUUCGGCAUUGUGGCCCAUUACAUUUAUAAGGAGAGCCUUAUGAAUUUUGUGUAGUGGUUAAGCGUUAGGCUGGAAGCUGGGGUAUUUUGAAUUCUAGUCUCAUUUUAGUCAUGAAGAAUUGGGUGCCCUUGGCCAGUCACUCUCUUGCAGCUCUAAGAAGCAGGCAAUGGCAAACCACUUCCAACAUCUUGACAACAAAACUGCAGGGAGUUGCCUGCAGUUGCCAAGAGUCAACACUAUCGAGGCACGUGUGCAAGUACACACACGCACACACACGCACACAGAGUCAAGUAAACCAAGAUUGGUGUAAGCUGCUUUAGAACUGGAAGUCUAUACACCUCAGGCAGUCACUGAAACCUUUUUUGCAAACAUUCUGGCUCCCAAGAUCAUUUUGCUGAAAUUCUGUAGCCGUUCUGUCAAGCAAAAGCAGCAUCCUUUCUCAUGAAUUUUCAGUGGGAAAAAAAAGAAAAUUAGGAUAUUAUGUUUAAGUUGGUUUUUCAGUUAGAUUAAUUAAACAUCUUUUAAAGUGGGAAAUCUCCUGUCUGUUUUGAGAUUGCCUUUAAUAAUAAAGUGGAAUAGAAAUUUUAUAAAAACUUCCCAAAAGAGAAAAAUUGCUCCCCCCUCCCUCCAUUCCUUACAUUUAUUUAGUACACUGAUGUUAGGCAAGCUGUGAUUUAAAUAUUUCUAACAACAAAACAACACCUAGAAACAAUACGGUUAGAAUAAUAUCGUAUUGAAUAAGUGAUUUGGGAUUGAUUGAGAACCAAGUACAGGACCCAAAAAUAUCCUCACCCAUGAGGUUCAGUUUGAACUGGGAGAAUUGAAGUUCAGCACUCCAGUUCUCUAACUAGAAAACUGAAAGUGUAUUCUUUUAAAAACUUUACUAACACAUACAAACAAAAUAAGAAAAAAAUGCAACAACUCUUAAAUUGGAGGAAUGCUUUGUUUUCUUAUCUAGUUCUGACCAUGAAUGUUCUCUAAAGUGAGGGUGUCCUCUUGUGGUCUCUUAUGGUAUAUCAUUUUGACCAACCAAAAAAAAUGUAAUCCACUAAUCAUAAACUAUUUUCUCCAAGAGGGAUCUAGUGGUUAUUUUCAUUAAUGCAAUUGUAAAGUUCUACUCUUAUGUAGCAAAUUUUUUUGGUAAGAGAAUAAUUCUGAUAGGAAACAGAUAAUAUUGUUUAUCAAUUUACAGUAGUGGCCAAAAUUGUGGAAACCUUUUGGGAAAAGUGUAUUUUUGAGGUUUGAUGGCUAAUAACACCACAGGUUUUUUUUUUUGGAGUUUCAAGAUAAUCAUAUUCUACUGCUGGAAUAGCCUGGGAAUAGCCUAGACCUUAACCCAACUGAAAAUUUAUGGAGCAGACUAAAGAAAUUUGUUCAUCAGAAGCGACCCAGCAAUAAAACCCAGUUAAUAGAAGCAAUCAUUCAAUCUUGGUUUCACAUAACAGCUACAGAACUAAAAGACUUGGUUCACUCCAUGGGAAGAUGUUGUAAGGCCAUAAUUCAUGUUAAAGGUUACCCAACUAAAUGUUAACUGACGUGAUAAUUUUUGUAUAGCUUGUUUUUUUUAUGGUGAUAAUUUUUGUAUAUCUUAUUUUUUCUAUGUCUUUCACUUUUCUUUAUACUGUAACUGCUAUUCUAAUAGCAAUAGUCCUUCAUAAAAGUUAUUGCAUUACGUUCUUGAUUAAAUUAUCUUUCUAUUGAUAUAUAAUUUAUGGUACUACUCUCCCCCCCAAAAAAGUGGUGUUUUAGAAAAAGCUAGUUUUAGAAAAUACUUUCCCCAAAAGGUUUCCACAAUUGUGGCCACUACUGUACCUAUGUUUACCCUUAUUCUCCCUGGAUAUUUAUAAAUACUUCAAUCAAUCUUUGUUCACAAUAAAUAGGCCUUUCGGUUUUUUCUUUGUCUUGUAUUCCAUUUUACCUCUGAAUAAUUUUUAAAAUGUCUAUAUCUAUUCACAACAUAGCUAUCAAAGCCCAGUGCUUCAUUUCCCC